This is a messenger RNA of Thermothielavioides terrestris NRRL 8126, 327 nucleotides long. RefSeq lists its product as uncharacterized. The transcript has a single exon. The annotation marks the transcript as partial. The record is from RefSeq and is a predicted model, not a curated record. NCBI's taxonomy places the organism in Eukaryota, Fungi, Ascomycota, Sordariomycetes, Sordariales, Chaetomiaceae.
UUGCUUUGCCUUUAUACCUCUUUCGUCUAUAUAUUUAUCGACGAUAUUAUUAUCUUUAGCGAUACUAUAGAUAAGUACGCUAAGUAUCUAGAAACUAUCUUUAGCUUGUUUAAAAAGAAAAAUAUCUCUAUUGCACUAGCUAAAUUAUAUAUUGUAUACCCUAGUAUAGAGCUGCUUGGUUUCUACGUCGAUGGAUUUGGACUAACUAAUAUAGAGCACUAUAUCGCCGCCUUUAGGAACCUCGCCUUUCCGAAUAAUCUAAAGGCUCUAGAGCAGUAUAUUAGCGUAUUAGGGUUUUUACACUAUCUAAUCCUAUACUAUAUAUAG